This is a messenger RNA of Dicentrarchus labrax (European seabass), 5865 nucleotides long. Its product is annotated as glutamate receptor ionotropic, kainate 2-like. Gene Ontology annotation, molecular function: transmitter-gated monoatomic ion channel activity involved in regulation of postsynaptic membrane potential; kainate selective glutamate receptor activity. The transcript has 16 exons. Gene Ontology annotation, biological process: modulation of chemical synaptic transmission; synaptic transmission, glutamatergic; monoatomic ion transport. Gene Ontology annotation, cellular component: kainate selective glutamate receptor complex; presynaptic membrane; postsynaptic membrane. The record is from RefSeq and is a predicted model, not a curated record. The coding region runs from base 449 to 3190 and encodes 913 amino acids. Lineage: Eukaryota; Metazoa; Chordata; Actinopteri; Moronidae.
CUAACCUUGGCUCGACGUCAGAGCCUGUGCAGCAGUGCAGUAUAAUGGGAGCGCAAGCAACCCAGAGCGCCUCAUAGGGGGCUGCAUAUCGCUGCUGUAUCCUCUGCUUGGCGCUCUCUAGCCCCUCUCCAACCCUCUCCGGUACCUCACCUUAUAGCCCAUGCUUGGGCUCCCCCCUCCUCACUGGAUCCGUACCCUUCGAUAUGGAUGUCCCGCCGUCCCUCGACCCGGAGGAUUGUUGUUUCUUGGCGCAGUGAAGGAGGAGAAGGGGAAGGAAUCAUGCCGGGACUGCUAAUGGAUUUAGGGAAAGCGCAAGUGACCAUGCCGUGAUCUUGCGCAUCCAGGGCCGCCGUCACCCUGCCUUGCCCAACGACCGUAGAAGAAUUACGGGGGAAUCGAACCCGCGCACCGGGUGGAUUAAACCACUGUGCAUUUUUUUAUAAACAACAUGAAGAUUACCUCCCAUCAUCUGAUGAUAACCAGUCUCGUUUUCAGGUCCAACCUCAGGCUGAUCCCGCUUCUGCUGCUGUUUCUUGGUUACUCUCGCGGGAUGCCACACGUUUUAAGAUUUGGAGGAAUAUUUGAAUCCAUUGAGAGCGGCCCCUCCGGAGCAGAGGAACUAGCCUUUAAAUUUGCCUUGAACACAAUCAACAGGAACCGCACCUUGCUCCCCAACACCACGCUGACCUAUGACAUCCAGAGAAUAAACAUCUUCGACAGCUUUGAGGCCUCCAGGAAAGCAUGUGAUCAGCUUUCCCUCGGGGUGGCGGCCAUUUUUGGCCCCUCACACAGCUCGUCAGCCAAUGCGGUCCAGUCCAUCUGCAAUGCAUUGGGAGUGCCCCACAUCCAGACCAAGUGGAAGCACCAAGUGUCAGACAACAGGGACUCGUACUAUGUCAGCCUGUACCCCGACUUCUCCUCCCUCAGUAGAGCCAUCCUCGAUCUGGUGCACUUCUUCAAAUGGAGAACCGUCACGGUGGUGUACGACGACAGCACAGGUACAGGUCUCAUUCGACUGCAGGAGCUGAUAAAGGCACCGUCACGAUAUAACAUUCGUUUGAAGAUCCGACAGCUGCCCACAGAGACCAAGGAUGCCAAGCCACUUCUGAAGGAGAUGAAGAAGGCAAAGGAGUUCCAUGUCAUCUUUGAUUGUGGACAUGAGAUGGCUGCCUGGAUCCUAAAACAGGCCCUGGCCAUGGGUAUGAUGACAGAGUACUACCAUUAUAUUUUUACUACCCUGGACCUUUUUGCCCUCGACAUGGAACCGUAUCGUUAUAGUGGAGUCAACAUGACGGGGUUCCGCAUUCUCAACACAGAAAAUUCUCAGGUGUCGUCAAUCAUCGAGAAGUGGUCAAUGGAGCGGCUACAAGCCCCACCCAAACCGGACUCGGGCCUGCUGGAUGGAUUCAUGACGACGGAUGCAGCGCUGAUGUACGACGCCGUGCACGUGGUGGCGGUGGCGGUGCAGCAAUCGCAGCAGAUCACCGUCAGCUCUCUGCAGUGUAAUCGCCACAAGCCGUGGCGCUUCGGGGGGCGUUUCAUCGGCCUCAUCAAAGAGGCUCACUGGGAUGGAUUGACAGGACGUGUUCUCUUCAAUAAGACCAAUGGACUGAGGACCGAUUUCGACCUGGACGUCAUCAGUCUGAAGGAGGAGGGGCUAGAAAAGAUUGGAACAUGGGAUCCUCCCAGCGGUCUGAAUAUGACAGAGACUCACAAAAGCAAGACAUCCAACAUCACAGACUCUCUGGCUAACAAAUCGCUACGUGUUUCCACCAUACUGGAGGAGCCAUAUGUGAUGUUUAAGAAGUCGGACAAACCUCUGUAUGGGAAUGAUCGUUUCGAGGGCUACUGCAUCGACCUGCUGAGGGAGCUUUCUGGCAUCCUGGGCUUUCGCUAUGAGCUGCGAUUAGUGGAGGAUGGGAAGUAUGGUGCACUGGAUGAGAGCACAGGCCAGUGGAACGGGAUGGUGCGGGAGCUCAUGGACCAUAAAGCAGACCUGGCGGUGGCUCCUCUGGCCAUCACCUACGUCAGAGAGAAGGUCAUCGACUUCUCAAAGCCCUAUAUGACGCUGGGGAUAAGUAUCCUGUACCGCAAGCCCAAUGGCACCAACCCCGGGGUCUUCUCCUUCCUUAACCCCCUCUCGCCCGAUAUCUGGAUGUAUAUUCUGCUGGCUUGCUUGGGUGUCAGUUGUGUGCUGUUUGUCAUAGCCAGGUUUAGCCCUUAUGAGUGGUACAACCCGCAUCCAUGCAACCCAGACUCGGAUGUAGUGGAAAACAAUUUUACGCUGCUCAAUAGUUUCUGGUUUGGAGUUGGGGCUCUCAUGCAGCAAGGCUCAGAGCUCAUGCCCAAGGCCCUGUCAACUCGAAUAGUGGGAGGCAUCUGGUGGUUCUUCACCCUCAUCAUCAUUUCCUCAUACACAGCCAACUUGGCUGCCUUCCUCACUGUGGAAAGGAUGGAGUCGCCCAUAGACUCUGCCGAUGACCUGGCCAAGCAGACUAAAAUCCUGUACGGGGUGGUGGAGGAUGGCGCCACCAUGACCUUCUUCAAGAAAACAAAAAUCUCCACAUAUGACAAGAUGUGGGAGUUCAUGAACAGCAGAAGGCAAUCUGUGAUGGUCAAGAACGUGGAGGAGGGCAUCGAGCGCGUCUUGACCUCGGACUAUGCCUUCCUCAUGGAGUCAACCACCAUCGAGUUUGUCACCCAGCGCAACUGUAACCUCACGCAGAUCGGAGGCCUCAUAGACUCCAAAGCCUACGGAGUGGGAACACCUAUGGGCUCUCCGUACAGAGACAAGAUCACAAUAGCCAUUCUGCAGCUGCAGGAGGAAGGGAAGCUCCACAUGAUGAAGGAGAAGUGGUGGAGAGGGAACGGCUGUCCCGAGGAGGAAAGCAAAGAGGCCAGCGCUCUGGGAGUGCAGAACAUCGGUGGGAUCUUCAUCGUGCUGGCUGCAGGACUGGUGCUGUCAGUGUUUGUCGCUGUAGGGGAGGUCAUUUAUAAGUCUAAACAGAACGCCCAGCUUGAGAAGCGUUCAUUCUGCAGUGCCAUGAUGGACGAGCUGCGUGUGUCUCUGAAGUGCCAACGCCGUCUCAAACAGAAGCCUCAGCCGCCCGUCAUCGUAAAGACAGAGGAGGUCAUUAACAUGCACACGUUCAACGACAGGAGACUCCCAGGAAAGGAAACCAUGGCAUGAACGCUGGGCAUACCCCCAAACACGCCCCUCAAUUAAAACCAAGGAGGGGCUACGGGGGGUCAGAUUAAUGCUGACUUAACCACAGACUGAGGUUAGCAGUCAAAACAGGAUUCUUUUGAACCCACUUGCUUAUGUAGACAGAUGUUUCCUGUGGAAAUAUAGAUACCUGAGCAGUGUCACCUCACUGUGACGUUCACUUUUUGAAGGGAGCUGGAAAAAAAGGACUCAAAAGUGUGUAAAUUGAAAGAGGAUCCAAGCAGGUUUGGGACAAAACAUAAGUCUGGUCCCCUAGAAGUGGUCUAACACAUCACACACACACACACACACAUACACGUACACAUAAAACAUAUAGGCGCGCACACACACACACACACACACACACACACACACACACACACACACACACUCUCUCAUCUGACACCUGUGCAGAAGGGAAAACACUAUUGUGACAGUAACACCAGAUGUAGUUUUUCUGUUGAUGUCAAUGCCCUUUUGUCUUACCUCCAUGUGUGUGUGACCCCAUCGAUCCCUCCCUUCAGUGGCUUGAGUUUCUUUCAAAUGAUUUGAACAAACACUAAUCUCACACCAACAAAGGGAACGGUAGUCAGUGCCAAAUGGUUUACUAUGAACUGAUGUAUAAAAGUGAUAUGUAGUUUGGGAUCAUCUAUGCUGACCUUGUCAAAUACUCAUCGUUUUCUUCUGUAAUGCCUUUCUUGUGCCAAAGUUCUGCCAUUGUAAAGAACUUUCUACCAUGCCUAUUAUGUUCAAAGCCUCUGCAAGCAAUGUAUACUGUCAAAGUCCUUAUUCAUGUCUGUCCUUACAUGCGGUUGCAGUUUUCACUCUGUAUCAGUUGUUUAAAAUGCAGGAUUUCUACAAAAAUGUUUGUUUUUGUACAAGAACAAGAAGUUUUGUAGUACUUUGUAUCAUGGUAGCCCCUCCUGUGGACAAAAUAUGUAGCAGAUACCAACUCAGCCCACAAACUCUGUCAACUAUGGGGCUUCAAACUCUGCUGUGUAGGGUUCAUUUCUCUCAUCAAUCAGAGAUUCAGUCUUUUGUCUGUCAGUAUCGUGGGGCCAGCUGUAAAUACUGUCUGGGGACAAUGUGGUGGUUUUUGGUCGGUACGAACAAUAAAAAAAAAAACUGGUUCCUAGAGUAGGAAACGUGCUGACUCAUUCUAGAAAUUGGAACUCCGCUUCUGUCAACAAAGUGCUACUGACAACAAGUGUGAUUAACUAUCGGUAGCUAUGAUGAGUCACCAUGAAAGACAUAGUAAAACAUGCAAAUUGCUUGUUGCUUGUGUUAAAGAUAAACAUAACUGUAGUUGCCAGGCUGCAAUGCUGUUUCCAGACUACAUUUAGCCCUAGUAGACUGCAAAAACAAAACAAAAACACUAAUAUCAAGUCCUAAAAGUGUUCAUAGCACUGAUCACUUCUGUUUUUACAAAAAUAACCCUUUGAAAACUUUAUAGUAGACAAAAAAAUGUAGAUCUUUGCAUUGUGGACAGGCAGUUAAAAUUUAUAAUUGAAGUGAAGAAAACAAUCUCAACACAAGGUCAGUUUAGUAGCUGUUCUGGUGCUUUUGAUCGUAUCACAUAAUCUUUGUCAGCAAAUUAAAUAUGCCCAGUUGCAGUGUCAACUUGUCAUUGUCAACUUUUAAGCCGACAUGUAUGAGAACUCCUUAAAGUGCUCCGGAAAAAUGUAACAACUACCAUUCCAACUGGUCAAUUCUAUCUGCUCAGGAAGAUCAUGUGGUAUGAUCAAAAGCUCCAGAACAACUAAGUGAGACUGUGCAGAGACUGCUGCUGCUUCCAAGGUCAGGAAUGAAUUUUGGGCGACUUGUGAAUGUAUGUAAGAGUGCAGCUGCAGUACAUCUGACGCGGGAAUAAUCAGCAACUUUGAAGCACUUACAGUAUAGCUGUUUUCUUGUAUGAUCUCCAGAUAAUGUCCUGAGUUGGCCUUUCGGACAUUUCAUGGACUUUGUACUAGAGAGCUGGCUGUGUAAAGUCUGUUUAAUAUCUGGUCCAACUGAUGGGACAUUUGAGUUCUCACAUACGUGUGUGUAUGUCUCACCUUUGCUCCUGUGCCAGGUGUUGCUCCACUCAUGUUGCGUCAAGCGGACGGAGCAGAUCAUUUAUCCGCUAAUUGUCUCCAGAUGUGUUUUCUCUUCACAAAGUGACACAAUCACAUUUGGCCCCACGACACUUCUUGUUUGUUGACUCUGUUCCAUGUUGUGAAAUGACAAGCAUACUUGGUAGGUUUCUUCUUCACUGCCCCUGUUUUGCUAAACUAUCUGAGUUAGUCAUUUGAAUUGUUAUUCCAGGGAUUUCAGAGACAAAAAACAAACACCCACAACACAUGGGUCAACGCUAGUGAUGAUAUCUCUGCUGUACAUGAGUGGAUAUAGUUAAUGACUUAUUUAAAACAUCCACAUUUACACAUUAUGAAAGUUGACAGGGAAGACAUUAUCCUGAAACUCAUUGGCGUUCUACCAGUGUUGCUUGUCAUUUUACGCAGCUAAAUCUAGUGGUGUGAGUUGAAGUGAUUGAAUACCUGGAAACAUUUAUUAGAAGCGACUCCAAAGGCUUGGCUGUCCUGUCGAAAACAAAUAUGAGCUCAUGGAAUUUGACAUUGAUGCAAGGUUUUACAAAUAAUGUCAUUAAAAAUGUCAUAAUUGUA